Molecule: messenger RNA, 1353 nt
Organism: Aspergillus mulundensis
Lineage: Eukaryota; Fungi; Ascomycota; Eurotiomycetes; Eurotiales; Aspergillaceae
Product: ribose phosphate diphosphokinase subunit PRS1
Exons: 4
Coding region: 1-1353 (450 amino acids)
Biological process (GO): 5-phosphoribose 1-diphosphate biosynthetic process; ribonucleoside monophosphate biosynthetic process; purine nucleotide biosynthetic process
Cellular component (GO): ribose phosphate diphosphokinase complex; cytoplasm
Molecular function (GO): ribose phosphate diphosphokinase activity; magnesium ion binding
Source: RefSeq, a predicted model, not a curated record
AUGAGGGGUGUCCAGAUUUUCUCCGGCAAUUCGCAUCCGCUUCUCACUGAGACUGUCUGCGAAAGGCUCGGUACUUCGCCGGCCAAGGUAGACCUUGGAAAAUUCAGCAAUGGCGAGACCAACGUGAAUGUUGGUGUCUCGGUGCGAAACCAAGAUGUCUACAUCAUCCAGAGUGGCAGCGAGAAGAUCAAUGACAGCGUCAUGGAGCUGCUAAUCAUGAUCUCAGCCUGCAAGGGCGGCUCUGCAAAGUCUAUCACAGUUGCUGGAGUUGACCAUGUGAUCACCUUGGAUCUCCAUGCAUCGCAGAUGCAAGGCUUCUUCGCUAAACCCGUCGACAACCUCUUCGCCGAACCUUUCAUUGCACGCUGGAUUCGUAACAAUGUUCAUGGGUGGAGAGAGGCUGUCGUCGUGAGCAAGAACGCCGGAGGCACAAAGCGUGUAACAUCGCUGGCAGACACGCUCAAGCUCAAUUUCGGUAUCGUCACAACAGACCGACGUCGCCAAAAGCCGGGACCGACGCUGGCUGAUAGCACGGUGUUCUUUGAGGCUUUGGAUCACGAGCCUACACCACUGCCCAAAGACCAAGACCCGUUUGUCACCUCACAACCAGAGGAAACGCAGGCUCUGGACUUCAAUGACAUCCCAUCGUUGCGUCCCGAAACACCGUCGGGUGCUCGGCGUCCUUCGGAGUUGGAAGCCGUAAAUGAGUACACAGAUGUUCGCGUGCGCGAUGUGGUCACCGGGCGGUUGGUACAAGGCCACCUGGUUGACGAUGAUUAUCCGCCAUCUGGUCCUACCUCCAUGCCUGCAUCCGGUGACGCAACUCCUGGACAACCAUCCUACCAGGAUAGCGAAGCCAUCCCUGAUUCAAUGGCAGCCUCUGUCAUCUCGACCACAUCAUCUCUUCCAGGCGAUCACGCUUUAGGCGGAUCAUUCGAUGCUGCUGACUCUUCUGACGACGAAGAAGGAAGCAUUGGGCGGAGCGUCGAACAAGAGAAGACCAUCACUCUGGUCGGAGACGUCCGAGAUAGGACCGUCUUCCUUGUUGACGACAUGAUCGACAAGUCCGGAUCAUGGAUCGCGGCCGCAGAAACUGUAGUGAAGCGCGGCGGAGCCAAGAAGGUCUACUGCAUUGCCACUCACGGGCUCUUCGGAGACUCAUCCCUUGAACAAAUGGAGGCUUGCGAGUCUAUCAAUUACAUUGUCGUCACUAACACCUUCCCCAUAUCACCGCAAGUGGCGAGAAAGUCUAAGAAACUGAUCGUCAUUGACAUUUCAAGCCUCCUAUCGGAGAGCAUAAGACGCCAUCACUAUGGUGAAAGUGUUUCCGCGUUGUUCCAUCUCAAUGACUGA